Diceros bicornis minor is the source of this 1571-nucleotide messenger RNA. It is a transcript of the gene GSTZ1, whose product is annotated as glutathione S-transferase zeta 1. The coding region runs from base 63 to 713 and encodes 216 amino acids. Gene Ontology annotation, molecular function: maleylacetoacetate isomerase activity; glutathione transferase activity. NCBI's taxonomy places the organism in Eukaryota, Metazoa, Chordata, Mammalia, Perissodactyla, Rhinocerotidae. Gene Ontology annotation, biological process: L-phenylalanine catabolic process; glutathione metabolic process. Gene Ontology annotation, cellular component: mitochondrion; cytoplasm. The record is from RefSeq and is a predicted model, not a curated record. The transcript is spliced from 9 exons.
GAGUCGGAGAGUCCCAGGCGCGAAGUUCCCUGGCCUAGAAGAGGGGUGGCCCGAAGUACGAGAUGCAGGCGGGGAAGCCCAUCCUCUAUUCCUAUUUCCGAAGCUCCUGCUCAUGGAGAGUUCGAAUUGCUCUGGCCUUGAAAAGCAUCGACUAUGAGACGAUACCCAUCAACCUCGUAAAGGAUGGGGGACAACAGUUCUCUGAGGAAUUCCAGGCACUGAAUCCCAUGAAGCAGGUGCCGGCCCUGAAGAUUGAUGGAAUCACCAUUGGCCAGUCACUGGCCAUCAUUGAGUACCUGGAGGAGACUCGGCCCACUCCGCGACUCCUGCCUCAGGACCCAAAGAAGAGGGCCCAAGUGCGCAUGAUUUCCGACCUCAUUACCAGUGGCAUCCAGCCCCUGCAGAACCUGUCUGUCCUGAAGCAAGUGGGACAGGAGAACCAGCUGACCUGGGCCCAGGAGGUCAUCAGUUUUGGCUUUAAUGCUCUGGAGCAGAUUCUGCGGGGCACAGCCGGGAAGUACUGUGUGGGAGACGAGGUGUCCAUGGCUGAUCUGUGCUUAGUGCCUCAGGUGGCAAAUGCUGAAAGGUUCAAGGUGGACUUCACUCCCUACCCUACCAUCAGCCGCAUCAACAAGUCGCUGCUGGCCUUGGAGGCCUUCCAAGUGUCUCACCCCUGCCGGCAGCCAGAUACUCCCCCCGAGCUGAGGGCCUAGCCUCAAACUGUGCCCCACUGGUGCAGGAACAGGGCGGGAGUGCAGGAGCAGAAGCUGGCUGGGCUGAACAGGCCUAGAGAUGAGUGAGCCCCAACUGGAGAGGCAGGAGACUUGAACUACUAGCCCUUGAACUUGAACUCUAGCCCCGGAUCUGCCUUCCGACUGAACCUCCUCCUGCCUUAGUCCCUUCGUCUGUCAAACGUGGGCAGGGUGGGGUGGGAGGAUGCUGGGAGAGAGGUAGGCGGGAACAUUACCUCCUAUCUGUGUCACACAAUCAUGAAGAUGAAUUGAGAAUGUAAACUAAAAUGCCUGGCCAGUUCACCAGAGAGCCAUAAAAUGUCUGUGCACCUCUUCCCAUCCUCUCUACUGUAUCUGACUCCAAAGAGUGCCCACACUGAAAUUUGAUAAUUAACUAAAGCCCAGGUUGUUCAGUUAAGGCUGAGCUGGACUGAGUUCCAGAAGAUUCCUUGCUGGAACCUCCCUGUGUCUGGACCAGGACAGGAGGUCUGCCCACCCUCUGGUAGGCCUGGCCCCUGAGACCCAUAAGGGAAAGAAGACAAAUAAGCCCAAAAGCCUGCCUGAGAGAAUCAGACAAGAUCCAGAAGGGAAUAGAUAUAAGAAGCAGGAAAGAAAGCAUUUUGUGACCAGCUGAGUUCCCAGGGCUAGGAAUGGUACCAUUGUUAAGUGUUCCACUGCAGCACUGAGAGGGAAGUUGGCCCUCUCAACCUGGUCCCUCAGUUUCAGGGGCAGCAUUCUCUGGACCAGUCCCAGGAUUAGGCACUUAGGGUAAAUCCAGUCAUGAAUGGUCCUGGGAACUGGAGGCAGACUCUGAGGGCAGUGUGAACAGCUACUGGCCAG